AUGGUGGGUGUGAAUAAAAAGAAAAGCAAGAAAGUUAACUUGCUUAAAGAUCAAAUGUUUCUAACUAAAAAAUAUGUUGAUAUGAACGAUCCAAUAUAUGAUAGUGAAAUAGAAGAUGAAAAUUGUUUUUAUACUGUCGUCAAUGCUGAAGAAAUUGAGUAUUCCCAAAAAGUGUGUGAUAUGAAAAAUAAAAUGUUUGAGGAUGUAAAUAUUUUAAGUUUUGAAGAAUUUGAGAAAAAAUGUGAUUUAUUAAUAGAUAAUUUUUUCUUAAGUAAUAAUAUACAAGAAUUUAUUGAAGAUAUUAAGUCCUUAAAUGUUAAGAUAUAUAAUGAUUACUUAGUUUUACAGCUUAUUAGGAAAUCGUUUGAUAAGGAUGAUGAAAGUCAAAUGAAUGUAUCUUGUUUAUUAAAUAUAUUAAAUAUAACAAAAUUGAUAACACCUGAACAAGUACAAAGAGCUUUUGAAAAAAUUUUGUUGAGUUUAGAUGAUAUCAAAUUAGACUGUCCUUUAUGUUAUGAUAUAUUUUUAAAAUAUCUUAGAUUUAGUAUAUUGGAUAAUAUUAUUGAUAAAAAUUAUAUUUUUAAGUUACCAACAGCUUUCUUUGAUACAUUAGGUAUAUUUAAUGUUAGCGAAAAUGAAUUAAGAGAAAAUGUUAUGAAAGAAAAAGAGCUUCUCAUGAAAGAGGCUCUACAUGAAGAAGAAAUUGAAGAAAAAAAUGAUGUAACAAAUGUAAACGAAUAUUAUGCUGAUGAUAAAAAUAUAAAAGAUAAGAACAAUCACAAUAUUAAUGAUACCACAAAUGUAAAUGGUGAUACUAAUUAUAAUAUGAAUGAUAAUGAUAAUAUUAAUAAUAGUCAUCAUGUGAAUAGUAAUAGCAACAACAACCAUAAUAAUAAUAAUAAUUAUUAUGAUAUGUAUAAUAACAAUAUUGAAUUAGCUGAUGAAAAAAAAAAGUUGAAAGAUGAAAUAUGGAAUGAUACUUUAUUGUGGGUAUUAGAUUUAAAUAUAAAAAAAGUUGAAGAUGAGAAAAAAGAGUUUAAGAAAAAAUCAAGAGAUUUCUUAAUAGAUUUUUUUAAUGAUGGUGAUACAAAUGAAGUUAUUGAAUUUCUAAAUAAUUCAAAUAAUUUGUUUUAUCAUGAAUUUAUUAGAAUAAGUAUUAUAGAAUCUUUUAGUAAGAAUAAUAUAUGUAGGAAAUAUAUCUCUUAUUUAUUAGAUAAUUUGUGUGAAAAAUAUGUAUCAAAAACAGAUAUUGUUAUUGCUUUUAUUCGAAUUAUUGGAUAUAUUGAUGAUUAUGAAAUUGAUUUCCCACAAGCAAAAGAAAUGACAUGUAAAUUUUUAUUACGUUGUAUUUAUGAUGAUGUACUUUAUCCAGCAUUUUUAAGUGAUAUCUAUAAAUUACAUAUAGGAGGAGUUACUGGUAUGAUGAUUUGUAAUAAAACACAACAAAGAAUUAACGACAAAAGUAAACUUAAUUUAAAUAAUAUUAGUUUUAUAUGGGAUGAAGAUGAUACAUAUGAAAAAAUGAAAUUGAAAAGGAAAAUUAAUAAUACUUUAUUAGAAUAUUUUUAUUCAUAUAUUGAUGAAGAAGAAUUUUAUUUAUAUGUAGACGAAUUCUUGCCAUUAUAUCAUGAUCUUUGUAAUUAUGUUGUGAAAAAAAUUUUUGUACUUAAUGUAGAUAUUAAUAAUAAUGAUUUAAAUUUAUCUUACAAACUUGUUGAUCAUUUAUUUAAUAAAAAUAUUAUUUCAGAAAAAAAUGUAGAAGGUGGUCUACGUGAAGUUCUUAACUCAAUAAAAGAUAUUAUGUUAGAUAUACCAAAAUAUCCUGAAGAUUUAAAAAAAAUUAUAACACACCUUUUGACAAAGAAAUAUAUAACUCAACAGUUAUAUGACGAAGCACAGGGAGUUAUUACAACAGUAUAA
This is a messenger RNA of Plasmodium adleri (nom. inval.), 1920 nucleotides long. RefSeq names its product conserved Plasmodium protein, unknown function. NCBI's taxonomy places the organism in Eukaryota, Apicomplexa, Aconoidasida, Haemosporida, Plasmodiidae. The coding region runs from base 1 to 1920 and encodes 639 amino acids. The record is from RefSeq and is a predicted model, not a curated record. The transcript has a single exon. Gene Ontology annotation, biological process: negative regulation of DNA-templated transcription.